Rhineura floridana is the source of this 1612-nucleotide messenger RNA. Its product is annotated as claudin-15-like. The coding region runs from base 166 to 816 and encodes 216 amino acids. The record is from RefSeq and is a predicted model, not a curated record. Gene Ontology annotation, cellular component: plasma membrane; bicellular tight junction. Gene Ontology annotation, biological process: bicellular tight junction assembly; cell adhesion. The transcript is spliced from 6 exons. Gene Ontology annotation, molecular function: structural molecule activity. Lineage: Eukaryota; Metazoa; Chordata; Lepidosauria; Squamata; Rhineuridae.
UUCUAAAGCAUUACGAAACAUUCAGUUUGUCAAAGCUGGUCCUCGCAAUCUACUCACACAUCUCUGGAAAAACUAUAAGGGAGAGAAUCCAGAAAGCAGAUAUAAAAAAGCUCCUGGCAUCACAAUUUGACAGAAAAUCUUCAAAAAUUAACCUGUCAUUGAAGAAUGGCAUCACCAGCUUUUCAAAUAUCUGCACUGCUUCUGGCUGUUCUGGGUCUCAUCCUUUUGCUUGUUGCCACUGUGUACAACAACUGGAAAAUUUCUAAUCCUGCAAACUGGUUUUAUGAAGGUCUCUGGAGGAGCUGCGUAGCUACUUCUCUGGGCUUGGUUCAGUGCAAGAAAUUCUACUCCUUGCUAAGUGUGGAAACUUAUAUUCAAGCAUGCCGAGCUCUGAUGAUCACUUCGCUCAUCUUGGGUAUGUGUGGGACUCUGCUGACAUUGCUUGGUUUGAAGUGUACUCAACUCGGAUCCAAUAGCGAAAAUACAAAAUCAAAGAUUACCAUGACGGGGGGAAUGAUCUUCAUUUUAGCAGGUCUCUCAUCAAUGGUUGCCGUUUCUUGGUAUGCAGAAAGGAUCACAGCUCAGUUUUUUGAUUCAAUAUAUGGUGGGACCAAGUAUGAACUAGGAUCUGCACUAUAUCUAGGCUGGGCCGGUUCUGUCCUUUCUAUACUUGGUGGGAGCUUCCUGAUAUGUUCAUCAUGCAAAGGAAAAGACAGAGACUACAGGUAUGAUCCCGCUGCUGCCCAGCAAAGCAACGAACCACUGGCUUACAUCAAACAGUCUCAGAUGGUCACAUCUGCCAAAGACUAUGUUUAGAUUUUAAAAAAAAGUUUUACAUUUUCUAACUCAUUAUAAAAUCUAAGCCCCCAUCCCAUCCCCAACAUUUCACUUUCAACAGACAUUUUACAUCUUAGUACUGAAUUUUUGGUAAGUGUAGAAUUUCCUUUUGGCGAUAGUUUAAACUACAGUAUCAUAAGAACUGGAUGUAUGAAAAGUAAAGGAAAAAUGUGUAACAUUAUAACAUCCCCAAACCCCAAGGGGCAAUGGCUACCUUUAUCUAGUUUGUUAAAUGCAUUGUUUCUUAUUGUACUAGAGAACACUGUAAACAAAGGAUCAUUUCAGGAAUAAAAUGACAUAUAACCCUCUGAAGGAUUCAAUAUUCAGCUAUACAGUAUGCAAGCACUAUCUGAGGAAUGAACUAAUACAUUCUGACUACUUGUCAAGCACUUCAUAAUAAAGUUGGUAUAACAUUUACGUAGUGAUUCCAAGUGUUCAGGGUGCUUCACACACACAUUAUCUCAAUAACUAUUACAACAGCCCUGUACAGUUGGCUAGAUAAUCCCGAUACUGCAGAUGAAGGAAGGGCUGAGAGAGAGAGAGACUUGCUUAAAGUUUCCUACUGAGGUGAGAUUUGAACUGGGAAUAUUCUAGCUCAUUGCACUUAGCCACUGCAUACAGAACUCUCAAUGGCCAGGACUGUUAAGAGAUAUUUUGAGCAGAGUCUUUGUUACAUGUUUCAACCUGCUGCUUAUGAAUGUAUACUCUACAGAGUGCUAAAAAUCUUAACUGUAAAUAUUUACAAUAAACUUGGAGUUGUGCUUCUUUAUAACAA